UGCAUGUGUAGGGCGUGGUUCAAUCUUUCCCUCGCUCGCCCGGAGUCGCAGAGGGAUGCUCUACGACUAGUCGCUCCUCCUCACCGCCUUGUGAUCCCGACCCUCAUCCCUCUCUGCGCCGGCCGCUGAUCCUCUUCAUCCACUUCGAGACUUCCCAACAUGGACCAAGCACCAGCAAAAGAAAUCGUGGUGGACAAGAAGCGGAAAUGCGAAGGCGGCGACUGCGAGAACGAUGCGGGUAGCCUGCAGUGCCCCAACUGUCAAAAGCUCGGAAAGGAGUCAUAUUUCUGCAGUCAAGACUGCUUCAAGAGAAACUGGAGUACGCACAAGCAGGCCCAUAAAGCAGCCAACAGUAUGCUCUCCUCCAUCUUUCCGCCGAAAGUCGUCUCUGAACCCGAUGCAGAUGGACACUUCAACCCCUUCCCCGCCUUUCCCUUUACCGGAUCUUUGCGCCCAGUAUACCCUCUGAGUCCGAGACGCGCGGUUCCCGAGAGCAUACAGCUGCCAGACUACUCCAAGGCCGGCAUCCCAAUCAGCGAACAGAAAUUCGGCGUACGGAACAAGAUCAAGAUCCUCACCAAGGAAGAGCAAGAGGGGAUGCGGAAAGUAUGCCGAUUAGCAAGAGAGGUGCUGGAUAUCGCCGCGAGAGAAAUGAAGCCGGGUGUCACGACCGACCACAUUGACAAGGUGGUGCACGAAGCGUGCCUGGCGAGAAAUUCCUACCCCUCCCCUCUAAACUACUGCCAUUUCCCCAAAUCCGUCUGCACAAGCGUCAACGAAGUCAUUUGCCAUGGCAUUCCCGAUCAUCGACCCCUGGAAGACGGCGACAUUCUGAACAUCGACGUCACCCUGUACCACAACGGCUUCCACGGCGAUCUAAACGAAUCAUACUACGUCGGUCCUGCAUCUGCGCAGAAUUCCGACAAUGUCCGCGUCGUAGAAGCCGCACGUAACUGUCUCGACGAAGCGAUCAAACUCGUCAAGCCCGGCGCGCUCUUCCGCUCGUAUGGCGACACGAUCGAAAAGGUGGCCAAAACAUAUGACUGUAGCGUCGUCAAGACUUACUGCGGGCACGGGAUCAACCAGCUCUUCCAUUGCGCGCCAAACGUUCCGCAUUACGCAAAGAACAAGGCGGUGGGCGAGGCGAAGCCGGGCAUGUGUUUCACCAUCGAGCCCAUGAUCACGCUGGGCACUCACAGGGACAAGACGUGGCCGGACGACUGGACCAGUGUGACGGCUGACGGUAAGAGGACUGCGCAGUUUGAGCAUACAUUGCUGGUGACGGAGACGGGAGUGGAGGUGUUGACGGCGAGGUUAGCGGAUAGUCCGGGAGGACCGGUGGAGCUGCCCAAGACAAAUGGAGUCACGAAUGGAGUCACGAAUGGGGAGACGAAGGUGGGAGCAUAGUAAAGAGCGACAGUUCUUGUAUAGCCAUCUUUCCAAGUCAAUCAUCAAGCCUUGUGCCUCUCACGUGUCACAAGUUAAGCCCCGCGCUUGUGUGGGG
This is a messenger RNA of Neohortaea acidophila, 1504 nucleotides long. RefSeq names its product peptidase M24. The record is from RefSeq and is a predicted model, not a curated record. Gene Ontology annotation, molecular function: metalloaminopeptidase activity. Bases 160 to 1407 code for a protein of 415 amino acids. Lineage: Eukaryota; Fungi; Ascomycota; Dothideomycetes; Mycosphaerellales; Teratosphaeriaceae. The transcript is spliced from 4 exons. Gene Ontology annotation, biological process: proteolysis.